Molecule: messenger RNA, 960 nt
Organism: Protopolystoma xenopodis
Lineage: Eukaryota; Metazoa; Platyhelminthes; Monogenea; Polystomatidea; Polystomatidae
Source: the annotation of a GenBank genome assembly
GAGGCUGGACAGCCUUGGGCAGAGCGUCUUCGCCGUAAACGCCGACAAUGGCGUACGCGUAAGCGUGCCAUCAUCGAACCCCAUAUUGAUCCUCUCUUUCACCAAUUGUCUGCCAUCUCUAAGGCGGCCACAGCCGCCGCCGUUUUCACGACACAUCACAACCAGCCUUUCCAUCAACAACGAGUGCUACAGACCGGCUUUGCCAGUAGGCCUUUUCUUGCCCAUGGCCUGCCGAUUCCUGGAAUGACUGUCCCACUGGCCGGUGCUGGUGCUAGCACUGGAUUUAUUGCAGGACCGAAUUCCAGCAGACGCGGUCGAGGCGCCUAUCCUAAAGGUCGUCGAGGUCGCGGCUCCGCAGCAUCGGCCCCUGGAUUCAUCUUCCAGGCUAGCUCAGGAUUGUCAGUGCUGCCAAGCGCAAGUAACAGCCUGAAUAUAGGCAAUUUCACGCAGCUUCCUCCGGGCUUUGUCGCCUCCAGGCCAACAGGUUUGCUUGACUCUUCGGGAAACGCAGGACUGGCUGCACCCGCCGCAGGCGCCGGCGUUCUCCUUCGGCCGGCUGGAGUGACAACGGAACAGACCGGAUUGUGUGGCGUGAAUAUUCCUGACAUGGGCCAUACCGCAUCGGCUGAAUCGAUUAACCUAGGACGGCUGUCUGUCCCACCCCUGCACCAACAACACCAUUUGUCCGCCAAUCCGAUGACUGCUGGACAGAGCGCUCCUGGAACCCAGCUUAUCGCUAAUCCAUAUUUGCAGACGCCAGUCUCCGGCUCGUAUCUUGUCGGCCCAGGCUCUCCGGGCUCUGUUGCUAUGACCACUAUAGGACUCAGCCCUGUCGGGCAGAAGCUCCAACCUGGCCAGGUACGACCUUUAUUUACUUUCUCCUUACGCAAUUGCAUCUUUGUCUAUCUAGUUAUGCCUUGGCGGGGUGCCAAAGCAGAUCAUUUUCCUAUAUCUAUUUAA